Molecule: messenger RNA, 1810 nt
Organism: Aspergillus pseudonomiae
Lineage: Eukaryota; Fungi; Ascomycota; Eurotiomycetes; Eurotiales; Aspergillaceae
Product: cytochrome P450
Exons: 6
Coding region: 141-1790 (549 amino acids)
Molecular function (GO): iron ion binding; oxidoreductase activity, acting on paired donors, with incorporation or reduction of molecular oxygen; heme binding
Source: RefSeq, a predicted model, not a curated record
UUAUUACCCAUGGGAGGCGGUACAGCCAAUAGCCAUCGACAAAAGAGGGGACCAACGGCUAACGGGGUCAAAAACCGUCCGGGCAGCGGGGGCAGCCGACGGACACUUCAACGGUCUCAAGCUAGUGCUUAGUGGGAUGCAUGAGCAAAGGUGACACUUUGGAAUUACGCUGUGCCAUCCCUGCGACUGACAGGGACCCCCCAGCUAGAAAAAUAACGAUAACUGAAUCAGUAAGACUGUUAUUGUUCCUUCCUUCAUCGUUGUCUGCGAGUAAUGCAACCGUCAUCAUGGCCGUGUUGGUAAUAUUAGGGAUAGGUUUGGUUGCCUAUUUGGUGUGUCGUAGCAUCUAUCGCCUGUAUUUUCACCCAUUGAGCCACAUCCCCGGCCCCAAGUUGGCUGCGAUCACGCAUGGCUACGAAUUCUACCACAACAUUAUCAGAGGCGGCCUGUUUAUCUGGGAGCUCGAACGACUGCAUGAGGUCUAUGGCCCCAUUAUCCGCAUAAACCCCCGUGAAGUCCACAUCAAGGACUCGGAUUACUACGACGAAAUCUACGCCUCCAGCGCUCGCAGACGCGAAAAGGACCCCGUCCUAGUCGCGCAGUUCGACCUGGAAGGGUCGGGCUUUGCGGCGAUCGACCAGGAGACCCAUCACCAGCGGCGCGCACCCGUGGCGAAGUUCUUCUCCAAGCGCGCGAUCGAGAACCAAGAGCACUUGAUCCGCGACAGUUUGAGCAAGCUCGUGGGCCAUUUCCAGGAGGCCUGUCGUGCGCACACAGUGAUCAGUCUGGACGCGGCGUUCGCGGCGCUCACCUCCGAUGUCAUCCACCAGUAUGCGUACGGCUUCAAUCCCAAUAACCUCGACAAGGAGGGCUUCAAUGCCAGAGUCCGUGAUGGAAUCAAUGGCCUCUUCCAGCUGGCGCAUCUGCUUUACUUCUUUCCCAUCUUGCAGAAACUUAUGAAUGUCAUGCCUCUUCCUCUUUUGCAGCUGUUGAACCCCCCUGCGUUUGCUAUUGCAAGCCAGAAGAAGGAACUCUAUGACCGGGCUGCUGCGGCGCUGGACAAGGCAGAUUCGAAGACUCAGAGCGGGACUUUGAUCGACAUGCUUGCCGCGCCAUCCAUGCCGCAGCAUUUGCGAUCGGCGCAUAGGCUCAUGAAUGAGGGCUUUGCUUUGGUGAUUGGCGGGACCGAGACGACGGCGAGAACGCUUGGUCUUGGGGCGUGGCAUUUGUUCUCUAGGGAGGAUAUCCGGAACAAGCUGCGCGAGGAGCUGAAACAAGUGAUGCCGACGCCGGAGUCUCAGCCGACCUGGAAUGACCUGGAGAAGCUGCCAUACAUGUCCGGAGUAAUCAACGAGUCGUUGCGUCUUUCCACUGGCAUCGCGAAUCGAUCCGCAAGAGUGGCGCCGACCGAAGCACUGGUAUAUAAAGGCUACACGAUCCCGCCUGGAACCCCGGUCAGUGAAAGCAAUUACUUCACCUUGAUGGACCCUGAAAUCUUCCCUGAUCCCCACGCGUUUGACCCAGAACGAUGGAUCCGGGCCGCUGCCAAGGGCCAGCGAUUGGACCGCUAUCUGGUGAACUUUUCCAAGGGAAGCCGGAUGUGCGUGGGCUUGAACUUGGCCUAUGCAGAGCUCUUCCUGGUCAUCGCUACGGUCGUCCGUCGCUUUGAUAUCGAGCUGUAUGAGACCCCGAAGAGCAAUAUUGACUUUGCUCGUGAUUUCGGUACGCCAUACCCGGAUAAGGGCAACUUCAGUGUGCGGGGAUUGGUUACCGGUGUGGUUAGCGAGUAAAUACUUAGUAAUUUGAAUGU